UGUUAAUGUAACUCUGAGCUGGAUGUAACUCUGAGCCGGAUGCUGAAUAUUGUAACUCUGACUUGGAUGAUAUUCUGGAUGGAACAUCCAGCUAAGUGUUACAGCUCCUACUGGAUGUCAGGGCAGAGUGAGACGUAUAAUAAUUUUUGUCGCCCACAACCAUUUUACAUUUCCACGUAGAGCCAACUGGCUCCUUCAGUUCGGGAAAAUUUGAUUUGAUCUAUAAACAUUGAUUUUGGAAAAGCAAAAAGUGGGAUGAUUGAUAACCAAUGACCGUCACACGCGAUCUGUGGUAGUUUCCACGUACAUUUUACUCUCCAUUUGUCAUUUCAGUCGGGUUGUUUAUUCCACGAGCCUCGAAACAGGAUCACUCCGUCGACAUUCUCCUGCGUGGUGCGCAUGUAUAGACAAUGGCAACUGCUCUAAGUGGCCAUAACCCAGGUGGACGCGGACCAAACCAACGCAAAGGUCGGAUUUUAGGCAUUAUUGAUGCCAUUCAGGAUGCAGUCGGACCCCCAAAACAGGCGGCUGCUGACCGCCGAACAGUUGAAAAAACUUGGAAACUUAUGGACAAAGUGGUUCGUCUCUGUCAGAACCCUAGACUACAGCUGAAAAACAGCCCCCCAUACAUCUUGGAUAUCUUACCUGACACGUACCAGCAUCUGCGGCUAAUUCAGUGCAAAUAUGAGGAGAGCCAGAGACUGACUCAGCUCAGCGAGAAUGAUUACUUUAAGGUCUACAUUGAAAGCCUAAUGAAGAAAUCGAAAAGGGCUAUCCGGCUUUUCAAAGAAGGCAAGGAGAGGAUGUAUGAGGAGCAGUCCCAGGACAGGCGUAACCUGACCAAGCUCUCACUCAUCUUCAGCCACAUCCUGGCAGAGAUCAAGGCCAUCUUUCCUGGGGGUCAGUUCCAGGGUAACACGUUCCGCAUCACCAAAGCAGACGCCGGCGAAUUCUGGAGGAGAUUUUUUGGAGAAAAGACCAUCGUGCCUUGGAAAGUGUUCCGACAGUGCCUUCACGAAGUGCAUCACAUCAGCUCUAGCCUGGAGGCCAUGGCCCUUAAGUCCACCAUCGACCUCACCUGCAACGACUACAUAUCUGUCUUUGAGUUCGACAUCUUCACCAGGCUGUUUCAGCCAUGGGGCUCCAUCCUGAGAAACUGGAACUUCCUGGCUGUGACUCACCCUGGUUACAUGGCUUUCUUGACCUAUGACGAGGUUAAGGCACGGCUACAGAAAUACACCAACAAACCCGGCAGCUACAUCUUCAGACAAAGCUGCACACGACUGGGCCAGUGGGCCAUUGGCUACGUCACCAACAACGGGAACAUCCUGCAGACCAUCCCCCACAACAAGCCCCUCUUCCUGGCCCUCAUCGACGGAUGCAGGGAAGGCUUCUACUUGUUUCCUGACGGACGCAGCUACAACCCUGACCUUAAAGGCUUGUGUGAACCCACCAUCCAUGAUCACAUUAAAGUCACACAGGAGCAGUACGAGCUCUACUGCGAGAUGGGCUCCACCUUCCAGCUGUGCAAGAUCUGCGCAGAGAACGACAAGGAUGUAAAAAUCGAGCCCUGCGGACACCUCAUGUGCACCUCCUGCUUGACUGCCUGGCAGGAGUCGGACGGACAAGGGUGCCCUUUCUGCCGGUGUGAGAUCAAAGGCACAGAGCCUAUCAUCGUGGACCCUUUUGACCCGCGCAACACAGGGGCUAAGUGCUUCUUCCUGGAUGACUUUAGCUUGCCUAUGCUCGACCUGGACGACCUGGACGAGGAUAGAGAGGACUUUCUGGUCAUGAACAGACUGGCCUCCAUCAGGAAGCAGUGUGCCGAACAGCAGAACUCCCCCGUGAUGUCGCCAAACUCCUCCCCGGUGGCCCAGAGGAGGAAAGCCCAUGGUGAGGCCCUCAGCAUCCAGCACCUCAGCCUGCCCCCCGUACCCCCUCGCCUGGACCUCAUCCAGAAGGGCGUCAUCCGAUCCCCCUCUGCCAGCCCCUCCAGCUCCCCAAAGUCCUCUCCAGGGCUGGCCAGAAAACAAGACAAGCCUUUGCCUGCUCUCCCACCCCCCAAGAGGGACCCUCCACCCCCACCACCUCCUGAGCGCCCACCACCCAUCCCACCAGAUGGAUGUGUCUCCUUGGUCCCCUCCUCCAUCAACGGCGUGCCCUGUGACCCCGCGCUACCCCCUGAGGCCUGGUGUCCCAAAGAGAGCCCCCUGGUGGACCCCCACAAAACGGGGACAGGGGCGGACCGCUUCUCCAAGAUGGCCCACUCUGCCCCCUCUGAUGGCAACGGUAGACCACUCAGCUGGCCCUUGGCGGAUGCAGGCAUUGGCGGCUCGCAUCCUAGAAUAGAGGCCCUCAUGGAGAACCCCAAGCCUUACUCAAAUGGUCUCCAUGUCAGUGAUGAGUACGACAUUCCUCCUCUCCGACACUCCGCUCCCUUGCCCGCUCUCAACAGCAGCCACAAACACCUCAAUCCUUUCACCACACCUGGUGUUGGGAGAGCAAGAGGAACAACCGAGCGUGUUGAAGACGAGUAUCAGAUCCCUUCAUCCUACCCGGUGUGCCUAUCCCAUUCCCCAGUCUGCGUCUCCGUCCGGAUCCCUAACAGAAAUCUGGAGAAUGGGUCCUCGGAGUCCUCUGCAGGGGAAAACAAGCACAAGCCCUUUGAGUCUGGUGGGCAUUGUGAAUCGGGGGUGUUGCUCUCUGGGGCAGCUCGUGCCGCCCUCUGUCCCUUCCACAACAGGACGCCCUCAGACUACGACAUUCUACUUCCCCCACAAGCACCAGAGGAGCUGUUCAACAACCUGCCUCCCUCACAGCCCUCGCCCCCUUCACUCGUCAGACACAGCUUCACAGGUCUCUCCUCGUCCCCCUCCUGCUCACGAGCUCCCCGGCCUGCCUCCGGACAUGACCAUUUCCUGUUAACCCCCGAUACUGUGUUUGAUAUGUUGAGCGCUGUGGCCCCUCUGCCCCCUGUGAGGAGACAAACGGGGGACAACAUGAAGAGCCCUAUCCGGACAUCACAGUCCCAGGAGUAUGACCCAUUACCCCCCACCCAAGUGGACGUAGAUUAUUUGCAGGCACCUGCCAGGCCGCCUAAGCCGCUCCCUCGGAAGACCCCUCCGGACAUCCAUCAGAGGAAGAAUCAUGGGCAGGACUCAGCCAGUGAGAGUACAGAUGCCAAAAUCGCCAAACUCAUGGGAGAGGGCUAUUCUUUCGAGGAUGUGAAGAGGGCACUCAUGAUUGCUCAGAACAAAGUGGAUGUGGCAAGGAACAUUCUCAGAGAGUUUGCCUUAGUGGCCCCUAGACUCAAACUAUAACUCUGAGAAGGGGACCCAAAUAGGAGACAACUUGUGCCUCUGUGUGCGCUAGGGUAGAAGGAAAGGGCUUAUUUUACCUUGUUAUCCCUCGCUAACUCGUUCUGACCAAAAAAAGAUGGUAAGCUUGGAAAACGCUGAUCCGUGGACUGCAUUUUCCCACAGAUCGGGAGUCCAUCCACAACUAUCUGUUCGAAGCUAAAUCGAAUCAGAGAGACAGAGAACAGAGUUUGUCUGCCAGCAUGUUAAUCCUGUGAAGGAAAGAAUUCAGGCGAGCUUUGCCAGUGCUGGCCUCUGCGUUACCCUUCUGCUCCUGCCACCACUGCUGCUGAUCCCCCCUCCCCACCUGCCCACCCCCCAGCCUUUCAUAAUCAGCCAAUCAGGGGUGGGGUGUCUGUAACAAACUGGCCUUGGCUCAUGUUCUUCUAUGUUUAUUGCCAUUGUUGCCUAUGGUCCUUAUUCCAUCUGUCUCAAACACACCUAAAGGCCCGUCCAUCUCUCUCAAUCCCCUAAUUCUCUCUCUAUCCUUCUCUCUCCAUCUCUCUGAGAGGUAUACUAGUGUGCAGUCCAGUAAAGAUGGUGUUCCUGGUGCCCUAGCUGAAUUCUCUGCCUUAAUGAGCUGGUGCAGUUGUUGUUGUUGUAGGAAGAGGCUGGGAGAGGGAGGCUUUUGAGUGUUGUUAUUGACUCCCAGAAGCUCCCAGGUCGGUAGCAGAGGCACCAUUAAGCCACUCUGGAAGUCAACGAUUGCCUUCUCCACUUCCUUUCUCCAGAAGCAACCUGGCGAAUAUAUAAUAAGGAACGGGGUGGGACAGUAACAUGACCCUUAACGGUUCCUCUCAUCUCAGAACCACAGAUGAAACCAGAUACAGCCUUGUGUGUGUGCGUGCAUGUGCAUACGUGUGUGUUUGUUUUGAUUUCUUCAGUGAAAGACAACAACCCCACUGAAAGUAUGUUAACUUGAGGGGGCACAUGCAUUCCAGAGACAUUCCCCUCAAGGCACAAACCGUUAUUAGUACACUUUUGCUCUUAGAUUAUAAAAAAAACGUAUGUUUUUUUAUGUGAAAAAAUUAAGAUAGAAAAUGAUACCACCGAGCCAAUACCUUUGCGUUGACUGGUUCUACAAAUUAAUAUACAUUGUGUUGUUAGUGUUAGUCAAUAUUAUUUUGAAAUCCUGUGUCCUUUUGUUGCCUAGUUAUUGUACGCCGAAAUAUGUAGACGCAUUCCCACACAACCGGAGACAAACUGUACAUCCGAAUUCCAGGGUGCAUUGCUUUGACAUGGGUGUCUUUCAGAAAAAACCUCUGAUCAACUACGCUGCUCCUAAUGUGACUCUUGCGUCGUUAGCCACAAUCAGGAAUUUUAAAAGACUUCAAGUCGAUAUCAAGAGGAAUGCCCCAAAAACUAUUAAUAACAAAGGAGGCAUUUUCCCUUCACUCCCGUGUCAACUACCUACUACAGUACCAACCCUGGCUUUGUCAGUUUCAAUACAAUAACUGCAUUAUUUCUCCUCUCCUCUUUGAAGCUUCAUUUUGCACUGGUCUAAUUCUUUUUCAUCGUUAAACUUGAAAGUCUCAAACUGAACAUGUUUUAUUCCAUCUGGCUCCUAAAAAAGGAUGGGGGAAGUGAAGUGGCCUUCAUUAGGGUAGAUGGGGAGGUUCUCAUUCUGUUUCUCUCUCUCCUGCCAUGAAUUGUGUUUGAUGAAAAUUAAUUGUGGAACGUGUUAAGCAUUGUGAUGUGUGCAAUUAACUUGUACAUUAUGAAAGCCUUCACUUCAUGAUUAUUGUCAUUGUUCAGUAAUUAAAGUAACCAGUGAUUUGUUUUGUUUAGAAACAUUUUUUUUUCUUCAUAAAAGCCAGUAUUAACAUGA
Messenger RNA from Oncorhynchus gorbuscha (pink salmon), 5184 nucleotides. It is a transcript of the gene cblb, whose product is annotated as Cbl proto-oncogene B, E3 ubiquitin protein ligase. Gene Ontology annotation, biological process: cell surface receptor signaling pathway; negative regulation of epidermal growth factor-activated receptor activity. The transcript has 19 exons. Gene Ontology annotation, molecular function: calcium ion binding; phosphotyrosine residue binding; ubiquitin protein ligase activity. Lineage: Eukaryota; Metazoa; Chordata; Actinopteri; Salmoniformes; Salmonidae. Bases 411 to 3320 code for a protein of 969 amino acids. Gene Ontology annotation, cellular component: membrane raft; plasma membrane. The record is from RefSeq and is a predicted model, not a curated record.